Messenger RNA from Plasmodium gallinaceum, 963 nucleotides. RefSeq names its product nuclear movement protein, putative (gene NUDC). NCBI's taxonomy places the organism in Eukaryota, Apicomplexa, Aconoidasida, Haemosporida, Plasmodiidae. Gene Ontology annotation, cellular component: cytoplasm. The transcript has a single exon. The coding region runs from base 1 to 963 and encodes 320 amino acids. The record is from RefSeq and is a predicted model, not a curated record. Gene Ontology annotation, biological process: protein folding.
AUGGAUCCAAAUGCAAUAAAUGAAAAAUUUGAUUUUUUUAUGUUAAAUUUUGCAAGAGAGUGUGGAGAUAUUAAUAAUUUAUUGAAUCAUUUUUUUUAUUUUUUAUUAAGAAAAACAGAUUUUAUUUUAAAAUCAAAGAACUUGGAGCAAUGUGAAGAAAUUGUAUUAAAAAAUUUGAGAAAACAAUAUGCGAAAAAGGAGAAAUAUAUGGCUGAACUGAAAAAAGAACAGAUUAAAGAAAGUGAAUGUAAAGAAAAUACUGUAAAUUCAAAUCUUAAAAAAAAUAAAGAAACAGAAAAAAACGAUAAUAAAGUGAAAGACGAAAAAAAAAAUACGAAAAUAAAUGAAAAUAAACAAAAAAAUGAUGAUAAUAAAAAGGAAAAGAAAAAAAGCAAUUCAGCUGAUUCUGAUGAUUCUCUUCCACCAAAAGACAAUGGUGGAAUAACUGACAAAUACAGGUGGAUUCAAACUACAAGUAGCUUAGAAAUGUUUAUAGACGCAAAAGAAAAAAUAAAAACAAAAGAUAUUAAAGUAGACAUAACAUAUAAAAAAUUGUUUGUAAAAAUAAAAGAUAAAGUAAUUAUUGAUGGUGAAUUUUAUAAAAAAAUAAAACCUGAAGGUUCUAUUUGGACACUUGAAGAUAAUCAAAUCAUACAUAUACUUAUUGAAAAAUUACACACAAUGGAAUGGUGGGCUACAGCUAUUAAAGGAGAUGCAGAAAUUGACGUAAAAAAAAUUGUACCAGAAAAUUCUCGAAUGGAUGAUUUAGAUCCUGAAACAAGAGCUGUUGUAGAGAAAAUGUUAUAUGACCAGAGACAAAAAUCUUUAAAUUUACCAACAUCUGAUGAACAAAAAAAAUAUGAAAUUUUUGAAAAAUUUAAAAAAAUGCAUCCAGAACUUGAUUUUUCAAAUGCUAACAUAAAUUUUGGUAAUUCGUCAAAUAACAUUUUUUCUGGAAAGUAA